This is a messenger RNA of Cricetulus griseus (Chinese hamster), 1279 nucleotides long. The record is from RefSeq and is a predicted model, not a curated record. Lineage: Eukaryota; Metazoa; Chordata; Mammalia; Rodentia; Cricetidae.
ACUUGCUUUGUAGACCUCUGCCUGCCUCUGCCUCCUGAGUGUUGGGAUUAAAGGCGUGUGCCACCACUGCCCGGCAGUUGCCAGUCUUUGCACACACUGUCAAUCAUUGGCACUCAGAUCCUCUAGGGAACCUUUGCCAUCCUCACUCUUUGGGGAGGCUUUGCUACCCCCAUGGGGCUAAGGCACUGGAGGCCUUGACAUGGACGAGCCCUAGUCAACACUACACAUGUACUUAGGGCUCCUCUCACUCCCCCUGCUCCCUAUGACCCCCUCCCACCCCCAUAGGCUAAUCUGAUCCUCAGUCAAGGCCUUUCUCUCAGAUGACUCUUGUCUGACUCUGUUUGACAAUUAAAGCUAACUAGGACAAGUGUCUCUUCUUCAAGGCACAGCUAGUCUGCAACUCUGUGCAGGAGGCUGCAAACAGGGCCACUGUUGGCCAAAUAUGGAGGGUGGCUGGGUUCCCUAGGCUGAGGGCAGUAGAUGUGUUUGCUGCCUCAGCUGCUGUGGAGAGCUGGCCCCUCCAACCCCAGCUUGCCAUGCUGCUCAGCACAGGGCACCCCUAUGGUCUCCUGUGUUGCAGGUCCCUGUGGACGGCACUGAAGCUAAGACAGAUGCUGCGGAGCCCCACAGGCGCCUUCACCAGCCAGCUGCCCAGAAGCAAGCGGAGGGCUAUGGAGGCAAGGAUGUGGUCAGAGGUCUUAACUCUACUCAGCAACCUGGCUGACCUGGCAAACGCUGUGCACUGGCUGCCCCGAGGUGUCCUGUGGGCUGGCCACUUCCCUCCUUGGCUGGUGGGCCUCAUGGGUACCAUCUCCUCCCUCCUCAGCAUGUAUCAGGCUGCCAGGGCUGGCGGCACGGCUGAGGCAGACAGCUCUUGAUGAGGCCCUGGAGUGGCAGGUAGAAGAUACUGUGGGUUAUCAACAAAAGGCUCAGAUUCCCAGAGUGGGAGCCACUGGCCAAAGAUACAUCCAUAACUGUGCACUCCAGUAGCUGUCCCCUGGGUGGGGUGGGAAAAGGGCUGAUAGGAGAUCUCAGGUCCCAGCUAGGGUUUCAGGGGAAGCUGCCCCUUUGGGAAGUAGGGGGCAUAUGAGGAGGACCCCAGGACUCCCAGAGCCAAGGCCAGGCUUGCCAAGUCCCAGGAGGACUCUGCUAGAACCUCCCAUUUGAUGGCAUGCCUGAAGGUGAGUGGGAGAGACUUGCCGUGCCUCUAGUGUUGGGCUUUGGGGAAGAUGGAAUACUGGAAUGCCUAUUAAAUAUCUUGGUAUGGUGCCAGUCUGUA